Messenger RNA from Trichomonas vaginalis G3, 909 nucleotides. RefSeq lists its product as uncharacterized. The transcript has a single exon. The record is from RefSeq and is a predicted model, not a curated record. NCBI's taxonomy places the organism in Eukaryota, Parabasalia, Trichomonadida, Trichomonadidae. Bases 1 to 909 code for a protein of 302 amino acids.
AUGUUAGGAUCAGGGCAAGCAAAAGAAUUCUUAAAAUACUUAAAUGAACUUGUUAACUCGGAAGAUUCAUAUUUUCCUGAUUAUGAAAGAUUCGUUUUAACUGUUACAGAUUUUCUCAAAUUCCUUUAUAUACCCAAAGUAAGAAUGAAAAUGUUUGCUCCUAUUUUGGAUAAAUUCAAGUAUUUCUUUGAUAUCGAACCAGAAAAUUCAAAUCACAUUGAAAACAUGAUUGUUGAAAACUUGUUCCGAAUUUGUAGAUGUGAAGAUUCAACUGUUGAUUUUGAUCAUGUAUUUCAUCAAAUUGUUAAAAGAGCAUGCGCAUAUCAAUUCACUGAUUUAGAAGCUAUGAGUAAAUUCUUGGAUUCAUUGGCUCCUGAGAUUACUUUUGAUUCUGAUAUGAUUAUUGGUCUUUUGUUACUUAAUGAUAUCGAUGCUGAUGAUUGCAUUGGAAAAAUGCUUGAUUGUUUACAUAUCCCAACAUUAUUUGUUAAUAUUAUUAAUGAUGUUAUUCAAAUUGAUUACGAUGGAUCAAAGUUUGCGAGAAUUAUUGCAAGAUUGAACAGUAAAAGACUAUCUCCAGAAUUUAUUAAAUACUCAGUUGAUGUUUUGGAAUCAAAAGCAGAAGAAUUAUAUAAGAAUGACUACAAUUUCUUGUUUUUCUUUAUGGCACUUGAUGAAUUACUUGGCAAAGACUGUUUCGAUGUAUUUAAACGAUAUUUAGUUCUUGAUUUUGGAGAUUUAACAAUGGAUAUGAUAUUAAAAAUCUAUAAUGAUCACAAUAUCAAUGAUAUAGAAUUGUACAAAUGUCUCUUUGAUACUUUCUCAAAAUUCUUCAUUACAAAACCUAGUGAAAUUUUUUCUGAAACACAAAGAGAAGACAUUUUGUACAAUUUAAGAGUAUCUUCGUAA